Molecule: messenger RNA, 714 nt
Organism: Myotis davidii
Lineage: Eukaryota; Metazoa; Chordata; Mammalia; Chiroptera; Vespertilionidae
Product: SH3 and multiple ankyrin repeat domains protein 1
Exons: 7
Coding region: 67-714 (215 amino acids)
Cellular component (GO): postsynaptic membrane; dendritic spine; postsynaptic density
Molecular function (GO): ionotropic glutamate receptor binding; synaptic receptor adaptor activity
Source: RefSeq, a predicted model, not a curated record
UCACCCAGCCACUGCGAGCGGCGAAGCGGGGUCCUCGCGCCAGGCCAGCUGCCAGGCACCGGGACCAUGCCGCGCAGCCCCACGUCCAGCGAGGACGAGAUGGCCCAGAGCGUGUCCGACUACUCCCUGGGCUCCGAGUCCGACAGCUCCAAGGAGGAGACCAUCUACGACACCAUCCGGGCCACGGCGGGGAAGCCGGGCGGCGCCAGGACGGAGGAGGGCCAGGGCCACAUGCUGGUCAUCCGCAUCCUCAUCCAGGACCUGCAGCAGACGAAGUGCCUUCGCUUCAACCCCGACGCCACGGUGUGGGUGGCGAAGCAGCGGAUCCUGUGCUCGCUGAACCAGAGCCUGAAGGACGUGCUGAACUACGGGCUGUUCCAGCCGGCCAGCAACGGGCGCGACGGCAAGUUCCUGGACGAGGAGCGGCUCCUGCGCGAGUACCCGCAGCCCGCGGGCACGGGCGUGCCUUCCCUGGAGUUUCGGUACAAGAAGCGGGUGUACAAACAGUCCCAUCUGGACGAGAAGCAGCUGGCCAAGCUUCACACCAAGGCCAACCUGCGGAAAUGCAUGGACUACGUUCAGCAUCGCUCGGUGGAGAAGAUCGUGAAGAUGCUGGACCGGGGCCUGGACCCGAAUUUCCACGACCUGGAGACUGGGGAGACGCCCCUGACCUUGGCGGCCCAGCUGGACGACUGGUGGAGCCGGCACACGUGA